This is a messenger RNA of Salmo salar (Atlantic salmon), 2257 nucleotides long. RefSeq names its product myelin-associated glycoprotein. The record is from RefSeq and is a predicted model, not a curated record. NCBI's taxonomy places the organism in Eukaryota, Metazoa, Chordata, Actinopteri, Salmoniformes, Salmonidae.
UUCUUCCAUCACACCACCCUUCCCUCUGUUGUGUCUGUUGAGCAUGCUUCUAGUCAUGUGUCUGGACAGAAUGCUCCUGCUGUGUACUGUGAUCUUUGGCUUCUGGAAGGACACCUAUGCUGUGUCCCCAGUGCCCUCUGUCCCAAACCAUGUCCCUGCCUUGGCAGGUUCCUGCGUGGUCAUCCCCUGCUCCUUCACUCCUCCAGCCUCUCACUCCAUCUUGGGCAGGCAGGGGAAGGUGGUGGGCGUGAGGCUGCGCUACAGGACUAGUUACAUCUUCCUCCUGCGGAGUACAGCUUUCAGUUCGGAUGACAUAUCCACGGUCAGCAAGGCGUUCCAGGGCCGGACAUCCCUAUGGGGAAACACGGACGAUGGAGACUGCUCUGUAAUGAUUGACAGGGUCCACCUGGCUGACUCCAAUGUCUAUCAGCUGGCGCUGAAGGGCCAUGGACAGAAAGACUGGGGGAAGGCGAGUAGCGUCAAUAUCGUUGUGUCAGAGUCCCCAGAGCUCCCAGUGAUCAGCGGUGUGUGGGCAGCGACAGAAGGACAGAUGGUGUCACUAAACUGCAGCAUCAGUUACUCCUGUCCCUCCCAGGCCCCCACCCUCCAGUGGCGGUGGGAGAGAGGAGCUCAGGAGAACAGCAGCGAGUACGGGGAGCCGCAUGUACUCCGGCCCCAGGGCCAGGGGCCUACGCUACAGACCUCUCUCACCUUUAUCGCAUCGUACCGCAUCAAACCCAGAAUGAGGUGUGAGGCAGUAUAUCCAGGAGGAAGAAGAGUAUACACCGUAAAGGAGCUCCAUGUGACAUUCCCUCCCAAAGAUGUCACAGUCCAGGUCCAUACCUUGACUGUCCAGGAGGGGUUGAACGUGUUACUGGCCUGCUCCUGUAAAGCUGACCCGCCUGUGACAGAGUACAGGUGGUCAUACACCCAACAUGGGCUAACUGUAGACCUUCACCAGCGCACAUUUACGGUCCGGGUGUAUAAUGUGACCCGCGACAUGAGGGUCCGCUGCACAGCCCAGAACCUAAUUGGACGGGCAGGUUCCAAAUCGACUUCCUUAAACAUUCAAUACAAGCCUGUCAUCCUCCAUCUCUCCUCCUACUGUGUUGUGGAGAGGUUGGAGGUUCUGUGUCGCUGUUCUGUAGACUCCAACCCCCGGCCUGCCGUAACCUGGAGUGUCAACGGUAGUGUUCCACCAUACAGUUACAACACAUCAGUAGGCUCAGAGAACGGUACACUAACAGCCACGCUGAAGGGCCACAUGGACACUCCACUGAGUGUAGUCUGCUUCGCCAUCAAUGCACUGGGCAACGACUCCCACACACUGCUUCAAGCAAAGGAUGGUUCUCUGCUGUGGAAAGUGAUACCUGCAGUAUGCAUCUCUUUGGCCACCUUCCUCCUCUCUCUACUCCUCCUGUUCUGCUGUCGAAAGAGGCCCGGAAAACCUCCGGUGUAUCCUGGGGACAUGGGGAUCUACCAGGAUCGGAUGCCCCUCUACAUCAACUGCACUGAGGUCACCAACACCUACAACAAUGGCAGUUACCAGCUGGUUUACCAGAACUGCACCCCUCUUUUCGUCCGGACCAAACAGACACAUCCGAUGGGGAGGCGAGGUGGGGAGAGACGAGGUGGAGAGAGGAGAGGGGGAGAGAGAAGAAGAGGUGAGAGCCGAGGAUGGGAGAGAAGAGGAGGAGAGAGUCAAGGGGGAACGGUGGACAGAGGAACAAGAGACAGACAAAGCCCUGCCUCCAAUGACAAUAAUACUGAAACAGCUAUCUACCUAGAGAUCAUCUGAGUUCAUCUCUCAGUGAGGUAUGUCAUGGAUAGCUCUGGUCCAGAUCGUUAGCACUAACGGCUUGGACCAGAGCUAUGUCAUGGAGUGGAAGAGAGCUCUUGCAGUGUAUAACAAUACAAGCAUGAACGUACUGCUUGACUGAUGAAGAUAAUUGCACAAAUGAUAUCAUAUCCAUUUGAUAUCAUUUUGCAUGAUUAUACAUACUGUACCAAGUAGUUAUGCAAAAGUAUACCAAAUGGGUUAAGUGGCACAUUAAGAUUAUCCUUCUCUCCUUUAAAAUUAUAUAUACAGUUGAAGUCAGAAGUUUACAUACACCUUUGCCAAAAACAUUUAAACUCAGUUUUUCAAUAUUCCUGACUUUUAAUACUAGUAAAAAUCUUAGGUCAGUUAGGAUCACCACUUUAUUUUAAGAAUGUGAAAUGUCAGAAUAAUAGCAGAGAGAAUGAUUUAUUUCAGCUU